CCCUCUUUUCGUGUGACAGACAGCUUGAAUAUCGCUAGCCGGUGAAGGCUUUAUGGAGACCUCCAGACCUAAAUCUGGCAAAUGGUAUUGCAGAAAGACCUCCCUCUCAAGGAUAGAGUGGCUUCCAGCUAUCUAAGUGCCGUAUUACUUGGGGGGAGAUCAGUGAUGCCUCAGCUUUGGGCUGUCUUCGAGCCCUGGCAUGUAUCAGCAUCUGCGUUGUUUUCGAUUAACUUGGUAUCGCUGUGUUUCUCAGUAGGAUCACUACAUGUAGUCUUUCGUGUGAUGUUGGGCCAAGAAUCAGAAAGAUGGCCAUCGACUGACUUUCUCCCAUUCCUCACGCGCUACUGUUUCGUCUUCACGUUUGUAAGUGCUCAUACAUCAAACUGAAUAAAAAGGAACUCAAAUGAGACGUGAACGAUCUAUGAGAAAGGACUGUAUCGCCUGGUUUUUUAGAUGAUAUGAUCCGGCGUAUGACAGCCAAGCAUACAAAAAAAGGACUGACAGACCUGUUCGAGACAUGUGAAGAAGCAUAGAGCCAAAUCGGAGGAGGUAAAUCUUGGGAAUGCUCACUUCUAAGGCGAUGUGAAAUGGGCAUACAAUGUUAUUGAUACGAAAUAUGGGACAGCGGUGCCUGUGGACUGGCAGGUCGGCGAUUCGAGAAGC
Colletotrichum navitas is the source of this 663-nucleotide messenger RNA. RefSeq lists its product as uncharacterized. The transcript has a single exon. Bases 82 to 387 code for a protein of 101 amino acids. NCBI's taxonomy places the organism in Eukaryota, Fungi, Ascomycota, Sordariomycetes, Glomerellales, Glomerellaceae. The record is from RefSeq and is a predicted model, not a curated record.